Molecule: messenger RNA, 5350 nt
Organism: Diceros bicornis minor
Lineage: Eukaryota; Metazoa; Chordata; Mammalia; Perissodactyla; Rhinocerotidae
Gene: LCLAT1
Product: lysocardiolipin acyltransferase 1
Exons: 7
Coding region: 468-1598 (376 amino acids)
Cellular component (GO): endomembrane system
Molecular function (GO): acyltransferase activity
Source: RefSeq, a predicted model, not a curated record
CUCCCCGCUUCGGGAUGAAUUAGGGGCGGGUUCUGCCCGGAGGUUGUGACCCCCACGGAUUCUCCAGCUCGCCCACGCGCCCCCCACGGCGUCGCGUGUGGUCCCCUGCUGGUCACAGGUGGCAGCGUCGCCGGCUCAGGUGAGAGGAGGACCCGGGGAAGCGAAUCCUGGAGGCUGGCGGAGGCGUCGGGGCCGCGCGGGCCGGGCGAGGGCGAGGUGUCCCGUCGGUGUUUGCAGAUGAGCAUCAAGACCUUCCCGCUCCGGACCUGGGCGGGUCUGGGAGCUGCACCGCCUCGACACAGUGUGAGCUCUGCCGCUGUUCAGUCCGAUGUGCAAAGCGUCCCAAGUGCGAGGCUUAGCCGUAAGCUGUCCACUGCGGGGCUGGAGCUGCCUUUUCUGUGCAUCUUCCAGGCAUCAGACGCCUGCUUGUAGGCGCCAGAGUGGCAGUGCCACGAAAGGAAAGAAUCAUGGUGUCAUGGAAAGGGAUUUACUUUAUACUCACACUGUUUUGGGGAAGCUUUUUUGGAAGCAUUUUCAUGCUGGGUCCCUUUUUACCUUUGAUGUUUAUAAACCCAUCUUGGUAUCGCUGGAUCAACAACCGCCUUGUGGCAACCUGGCUCACACUUCCUGUGGCAUUGCUGGAGACCAUGUUUGGUGUGAAAGUGAUUAUAACAGGUGAUGCAUUUGUUCCUGGAGAAAGAAGUGUCAUUAUCAUGAAUCAUCGGACAAGAAUGGACUGGAUGUUCCUGUGGAAUUGUCUGAUGAGAUAUAGCUACCUCAGAUUGGAGAAAAUUUGCCUCAAAGCCAGUCUCAAAAGUGUUCCUGGAUUUGGUUGGGCUAUGCAGGCUGCUGCCUAUAUCUUCAUUCAUAGGAAAUGGAAGGAUGACAAGAGCCAUUUUGAAGACAUGAUUGAUUAUUUUUGUGAUAUCCACGAACCACUUCAACUCCUCAUAUUCCCGGAAGGGACUGAUCUCACAGAAAACAGCAAGGCUCGAAGUAAUGAUUUUGCUGAAAAGAAUGGACUUAAGAAAUAUGAAUAUGUCUUACAUCCAAGAACUACAGGCUUUACUUUUCUAGUGGACCGUCUAAGAGAAGGUAAGAACCUUGAUGCUGUCCAUGACAUCACAGUGGCAUACCCUCACAACAUUCCUCAGACAGAGAGGCACCUCGUCUAUGGGGACUUUCCCAAGGAGAUCCACUUCCACGUCCACCGAUACCCCAUAGACACCCUCCCCACGUCCAAGGAGGACCUCCAGCUCUGGUGCCACAAGCGGUGGGAGGAAAAAGAAGAGAGGCUGCGCUCUUUCUACCAAGGGGAGAAGAAUUUUUACUUUACUGGACAGACUGUAAUUCCACCUUGCAAGUCUGAGCUCAGGGUCCUUGUGGUCAAGUUGCUCUCGAUACUCUAUUGGACCCUGUUCAGCCCUGCAAUGUGCCUACUCAUAUAUUUGUACAGUCUUGUUCGGUGGUAUUUUAUAAUCACCAUUGUCAUCUUCGUGCUGCAAGAGAGAAUAUUUGGUGGACUGGAGAUCAUCGAACUUGCAUGUUACCGUUUUUUACACAAACAGCCACAUUUAAAUGCAAAGAAAAAUGAGUAAGGUUAUAAGUUUCGUGGUAUAAAAACCUAGGGGAUAUUUUGGAAGUGUUCUAAGCCUUUGUAAACUGAGAUGCGUUUUUUGCAUGACUGUCAAAUAUUUCUUACUACCAUCAUUACUUGUUAAGGAUAUUUUGCACUUAGUUUUGUGGAAAGAUAUUGCUACACACAGUUUUUUUUUUUAAAUCUCUGAAUGUAAUUUCAAUACACAUAGCAGGGAAUGAUUGCUAUGAAAUAACUCAGGCCAGAAGAUUACUACACAAUCAUCAGGCUGUUCACAGACGAGGUACACACAAGAUUUUCUUAAAGGCCCAAUUCUGUUUCCUAACAGACUCCCCGGGCAGGAGACAGACGUGGGGCUCAUGAGCGCUGGCCCAGAUCAAGUGCUGGCACUUGAGUCUGAGGUGAGGGCCCUUCCUUCUGGCUCCGUCCCUCGGCACUGUCCCCACACUCCUUUCUGUGCCAAUCAAACCAUCGAAUCCUUCCUUGAGACCAGAAAGCAGACAUCCCUUGUCCUUAAACUGACCACACAUUUUGAUGAGAAGCCCUUCAUUAUUCAUAAAAUCUUGGCAUUUAGCCUCUUGCUGACCUAGACGUCCGAAGACCACCUGUGCCCUUUUUUCAUGUGGAAAAUAAGACCUGAACAUGUCUCAGGGAGCAACCACAGGCUCUCCACUUAGAAACUUUAAUUUGAAUUUUUUUUUUUUCUUGAUGAGGAAGAUUAGCCCUGAGCUAACACCCAAUGCCAGUCCUCCUCUUUUUGCUAAGGAAGAUUGGCCCUGGGCUAACAUCCGUGCCCAUCUUCCUCUACUUUAUAUGGGACGCCACCACAGCAUGGCUUGACAAGCAGUGCAUAGGUCCUCGCCCGGCAUCCAAACCUGCGAAACCUGGGCUGCUGAAGCCUAGCGCACAAACCGCUAAGCCACCUGGCAGGCCCCUAAUUUGAAUUUUUAAAGAUAGGAAUUAGUACGGUUUAGUUCCUCGCUUCUACUUAAUCUUGCAUGCUUAGCGUUGGUUUCGUUACAGCUUGUUGGCAGGUGUAGCUUAUUUGUGUUAAAAAUGAUAUACAUCAAGUCACUUAAAGGAAAGCGUAGAUGAAUGUUCUGUUAUUGCAGUCAGAAACUCUCUUUUGAAGUUGUGUCUUUUGAAAUAUUUCUUUAAAACCUGCCCCAAAAAGGAAGGUUAUUAUAUUUUCUACAUGUGUAUGGGAAUCUAACUUCUGCCAUUAAAACAACAGCAACACCGUUUGCAGACAGGGUAGUAAUGGUUUAUCCUAAAUUAGUCAACCUUUGUAACCUUGACAGAUUUUACUCUUAAAACCAAAAUGAAAACACAAAAAUGAAUCUUUUUUAAUGAUAGCAAGGGAUCUCUCUCUCGUGUAGUCCCAGUCUUCCUCUUUCAGUAGUGAAAUUUAAACCCACUUUUGACCAAUUGUUGGCCUAAAUAUUCCUAUCAUUUGGAUUCAAUGGAAAAUCUAGGAAACCAACAGCACCCAUCACCGUCUGAGGCAAAAGGACUGUGUGGUCCUUGUUUCCUCUCUACUGGGGCUGUGCACUACUGUUUUUGUCAUGUGAUGGGGAUGCUGGUCAGAGCAGCAGAAAAUAUGAGGCAGUUAAAAGUCUUGAGCAAACCUGUCAGCUUUUCUCUUGCCUUGAACCAGCCUCAAAAGCUGUUUAUUGCUUUAUGGACUCGUUUGGCAUGAAUGCCUUCUCCUUAAUUACAUCUCAGUUUUGCUCGACAGUGACUUUUAGCCAAUAAUUGAAACGUGCAUUGCCAUGAAAGGUAAGCACAUCGUGAACUGAACUCACCGAGCAGAUUCUUUCAGAAAGUACUGGUUGUGGCAGAACACUGUUGACACAUCAUUUUUAUUGGAAGAGUACUAACUAGUGCCUCUAUUGAAAUGCACCAACCGAUAUUUAACUGCUCCCUCAAGGCUGGUUUUAAUCGUGCCAGGAGCUACUAAUUAGUUAUUAUGCACAUCUGCUCCAAACCCAGCUAACUGAUUUUUAAGGUUUUUUUUUUUUUUUUUACUUUUUUUUUUCCUUAAUAAAAGAGGUUUCUAAUUUAGGUUUCUCUCAGACUUCCUUUGGUUGUAUUUGGAAACACAGAAAUAGUUUAACAAUCAGGAUUGCAUUUGUCCUGGGUAAAAGAAAAGCUGUGUUUUCUGCCCCACAGGUGUUUCUAAGGUAGCCCCUCUGCCCUUCCUCCAGCUUCUCCCGGCUCUUUGUUCCAGGUCUAACUUCCAUUUAAUGGGAUGUCCUGUUUAACUCGCUGAAACCGGGAAGAGGGGAAACCUUUUUUCUUUUUUAAAAAAUGUUUUCUUUUGAUCAUAAAACACAUGUUUAAGAUAAAAUGCAAACUUUUUUUACCUUCCCAAAUUUCAUAAGCACUAAAACUGAGGAAUAUAGACAUUGUACUUGCCUUAAGAAUAAGAAAUGAUGACUUCAAAAAAGUUUUUUGGUUUUAUUGCAAUAGGACUUCUUUAAAAUUAUAAUUGUGUUUUGCUACACAUUUAUCUUUUUCGUAUUCAAAAACUUUUAAAGAAAUAUACAUGAUUUGGAACUUAGAGCUGUCUAAGAUUGAUAACAAAAUGUCAAGUAGAAAUUCAUUUAGCUUCAGUAUUGUGCUGGCGUCAGGAGUGAUCCCCUCCACACCUUCCAGCUUCAUCCCUCUGGGCUCAGAGCAGCUGCUUGUCUCGCUGCAUCUAGACACCCUCUUACUCGACACCCUCGCCGUCCUUUGAAGGUAAACUCAAUGGGCUUUGAGAUGUUUACAGUGCUGUAUCUCCAAUUGUUAAAUCCUUACCAUUGGGAAAUGUAAGUAAAGCACACGUGGUUUAUAUGGGACGUGAACCAUUAUACUAACAUAUGCACCUCCCAGGAAAAGCACUGACUGUGCCACAAGUUCUUCCCCAGGCAUCCUUGAUGAACAAGCCACAUAAUUGUGCAAUUCCGUAGAAGAAAGUGGUGAAAGACUAAAAGAAAAAUAAAUGUUAGAGCCCGUAAUUUACAACUCCGCAUAAAAUCCUUGCUUGUUUCUUAUAUUAAAACACAGAUUGGGGGGAAAUAACAGCUUGCUCUUGAGUCACUUUGAAGUUAGUUACUUCCGCAGUCCCACGUCAGAAAUCGUGCCUGGUAGCCAAGGCUGAAUUCUGCAGAAAGGAAGACAUGCCCGUUUCAUCUGGACUCAAGCUCUGGCCCAACCACGAUGCCCUUGUGCACUUUUAUAAUAGAGACUCUACUGGAGGGAGCCUGUGGUAUUAAAUUGUUUACAUUUCUUUAUAUAAAUAAUGUGCUUUCAGUGCCUUAGUUAUGGUUCCCUUUCUUUUUCUUAUUCCAAGAAUUCUGCAAUGUGUUUCUUAGGUAAAAUUCUCUUUUUUGCUACUCAUUGGGAGGAAAGUGGUUUAUAAACACUGGUCGCUGUGGUGAACACUGCUUUAUGAUGGCACCUGGAGAAGAGAGCUUGAUGCUGAGGGCGGUUGCCUUAGAGCUGUAACUUACGCUGUGGAAACGAAAAUGGUCUUGUCACAUGACGAGCUUCAGAUUAGAUAUGGCUCUAACGUUGUCUUGUACCUACCUUAAAUUCAGAAGAGAAUCUUGGUUUUGGUAAUUUAUUUUUUAAAAGAUCAUUAUAUACGAAACACCAAGUUUUAAAAAUAACUCACAGAAUGGCCUUAGUUUUCAGUGUCCACUGGUAUGUUUGUGAGUUGUGUUUUCUGUAAUAUAGAUCCCCAAAUAAAGUGGAGUGAAUUAAACA